AUGGGCGGGCUAUUCCUCCUCCUUGUCCUGAGUGUGGUGAUGGCACUCGCCUCCUUCCUCGCCGGCGCACUCCCACUCUCGAUGGCACUAAGCCAGUCACAACUACGCCUGAUAUCAAGCAUAGGAGUCGGGAUACUUGUUGGGACCUCCCUCAUAGUCAUAAUACCGGAGGGCGUCGAGGCUGUCGCGUCCACCACCAAACCCGCCGCUGCGCCGCACGGCACCCGGUCGACGAUUCUCAGCCAACGACAUGUGCUCGAGCUCGCGAUACCACGAGACAUACCUGCUCUAGAUGUGAGGGAGGCCGCACCGCUCGAGCUCGCGCCGCUGCUGCGCAGGGCCAUGGAACAGCGGGACGAUGCGCCUCCCCCAGAAGGCGAACCGGCCGCACCCCCGCCGAAAGAAGACGCGCCCCCAGAGCACGAGGAGUUCCCUACGUUCUACAUCGGCCUCUCCCUGAUGCUGGGCUUCAUCCUCAUGUUCCUCAUCGACAGGAUACCGCAGCACGCGACGGACGGGAUGAGCUCGGCGCCGGCGACGAGGCACAUCAGCCUGGACAACCUGGGCUCGGCGAGCGUCAACGGCGACGCCGAGGACGAGACGGAGGGGUUCCUGGGGUCGUUCGUGCCGACGCCCCGGCAGUCCAAGAGCCUGGCGACCACGACGGGCCUGGUGAUACACGCGGCGGCGGACGGGAUUGCGAUGGGGGCGUCGGCGACGACGAGCGACAUGAAGCUGGGCCUCAUCAUCUUCAUCGCCAUCAUGAUCCACAAGGCGCCCGCGGCGUUCGGCCUCACGUCCAUCCUGCUCAAGCAGGGGCUGUCGAAGCGGGCCGCCCGGGGCCACCUCGUCGCCUUCAGCCUGGCGGCGCCUGUCGGCGCCCUGGGCACAUAUAUCCUGGUGUCGCUGCUCGGCGGCGGCAACAUGGACGGCCCGGCCGGGCAGUGGUGGACGGGCAUGCUACUUUUAUUUUCUGCCGGCACUUUCUUGUAUGUCGCUAUGCACGCGAUGCAAGAAGAUCCCUCGGCUCAAGUGCACGAUCACCACUCAGCGAUGAACGGUUAUGCGGACAGCAGCACGCAGAGGAAGCCGAGCCGGCCACAGAUGCGGGACACAUUGGCGACCGUCGGCGGGAUGCUAUUGCCCCUACUGACCCAGUUCGGCCACCACCAUUGA
This is a messenger RNA of Diaporthe batatas, 1176 nucleotides long. RefSeq lists its product as uncharacterized. Lineage: Eukaryota; Fungi; Ascomycota; Sordariomycetes; Diaporthales; Diaporthaceae. Gene Ontology annotation, molecular function: metal ion transmembrane transporter activity. Bases 1 to 1176 code for a protein of 391 amino acids. Gene Ontology annotation, cellular component: membrane. The record is from RefSeq and is a predicted model, not a curated record. The transcript has 3 exons. Gene Ontology annotation, biological process: transmembrane transport; zinc ion transport.